AUGUUAAUAACAAAUCAAAGAACAAAUCAACAAAUAAAACCAAUACGACACUGGUAUACUAUUGAACUUCCACCUCUUUCGACUAAUUUACCAGAAGUUAAGCUUUCCGAUGCAAGAAUUUCUUCAAAGUAUGAUGCUGCAAAACAACUAUUAAAAACCGAAAAUGAUCAAUAUGAAGCAAACCCAGUAUUACACCAUUCAUUUGAUCGUACUUUUUACACAACAAUGCUUAAAUCCGGUACUCUUAAGGAUAAGAUAUCAACAUUAUAUGUCCUUGUUGAAGAAUCACCUAUCCAUGCAGUUCAUGCAUUAGAUACAUUAAUGACCAUGACUAAAAAGAAUAGUAGAGAUGAAGCGGUUCAAGCGAUUGAUUGUUUAAUGAAUUUGAUGCUUGAAACAAUUUUGCCAAACCGAAAACUCAAAUAUUUUCGUGAUCAACCAUUAAAUGAUCCAAAAGUAUCGGAUAAGCACUUGAUAGUUUGGGCAUUUGAAGAUUAUAUCAAAAAUUAUUAUUAUGAAUUACUUCGUGUGAUUGAAAAAAUGAUUUCAAUUGUUUUCUCAUUGUUUAAAGAAAAACCUGAACAAGAACAAAAUUUAUUAAGAUUGUUAAUUAACAAAUUGGGUGAUAAAGAACGAAAAAUAGCAUCUAAAACAUCCUAUUUGAUUAAUCAGAUAUUCGAAGUUCAUCCAUUAAUGAAACUUCAUAUUAUAAAGGAAAUUGAACAAUUAAUUUUGUUUCCCACUGCAAAUGAAAGAUCUUUAUAUUAUGGUGUCAUUACAUUAAAUCAAAUUAUCCUUACAAAGAAUGAUACUGAAACUGAACGUGGAGAUAUUGUGGAUUCUAAACUUGUCGCUGCAAUCUUAACGGGUGUAAACAGGGCUUACAAAUUUGCUAAGGUUGAUCAUAACAAUAAAAUGACUAAUAGAUACAAAUCUCGUUUGGAUGUUUUAUAUCGUAUCACAUAUAUUGGUACUUUCAACAUUAGUAUACAAGCAUUGAUGUUGAUUUAUCAAAUUUCUUGUGGAGGGGAGUCAUUGUCUGAACGCUUCUAUCGUGCACUCUACCAAUCAUUACUCGAUCCUCGUCUCGGCAGAUCCUCAAAACAUGCGAUGUACUUAAAUUUAUUAUUCAAAUCUUUAAAAAAUGAUCCACAAAUAAUACGUGUUGAAGCUUUUAUAAAGAGAUUGAUACAAAUAUGUGGACAUCAUUUACCGCCUUUUAUAUGUGGUGCUUUUUAUAUGAUUUCAGAACUUAUAAAGAAGCAUCCGUCAAUUAGAUAUUAUAUUAACCAACCCGAAGAUCAUGAUGGUGAUGAACAUUUCGUAGAUGUACCAGAUGAUGAUUCAAAUAACCUAGAUCGAAGCGAUGAUGAUGAGUCUAAAAAAAUUCAAUCUUCAUCCAAGACAGCAAAUCCUCGAAAAUAUGAUGGUCGAAAACGAGAUCCUCAACAUAGCAAUGCUGAUCAAACAUUUGCUUUAUAUGCAAAGCAACUACUUGAGAAUAUAUCUAUCGAUCCACCACCUGAGCUUCAUCAUCACACAUUAUCACAUUUCUUGGAUAGAUUUGUAUAUCGAAAUCCCAAAAAGACAGAUCGAAUUAAAGGUGGUAAUCCAUUACUUCAACCAACAGUCGCUUCGGAGCCAGGAAUGGUAGUAAUGAAGAAAGGUACUGGAAUAUCUAAGGACGAAAUAAAUGUAAAUUCUGAAGAGUUUUGGAGGAAAAAGCUGGAUGACGUACCGGAGGAUCAAGUAUUCUUUCACAAAUAUUUUACACAAAAACAUGAAGGAAAAGAAGUAAAAAAGGUAAAAAAGGUAAAAAAGAAAUCAGACACAACAGAAAACUUUCUUGAUGAGGAUCAAGAUGAUGAAGAAUUAGAAGAUGAAAUAUGGGCAGCUAUGAAAUCAACGAUGCCUAUUAAAAUGGAUUCUGACCUCGAGAAUAGUGAUGAUGAUGAUAAUGAUUUGGAGGAUUCAUAUUUCUCUUCUGAAGGUGAUGAUAAAGAUGAUGAUGAUCAAGAUGAUGAUGAAUCAGAAGAUGAAAUAUGGGCAGCUAUGAAAUCAACGAUGCCUAUUAAAAUGGAUUCUGAUCUCGAGAAUAGCGAUGACGAUAAUCAUUUAGAGGAAUCAUAUUUCUCUUCUGAAGAAGAAGAAGAUAGCGAUGACGAUGAUGAUGAUGAUAUUAAUGAUAACUUCAAUGGUAAUAUUGAUGAUAAUGGCAAUGAUAGUGAUAAUUAUGGAUGUUUCUAA
Messenger RNA from Racocetra persica, 2247 nucleotides. The record is from the annotation of a GenBank genome assembly. Lineage: Eukaryota; Fungi; Glomeromycota; Glomeromycetes; Diversisporales; Gigasporaceae.